Molecule: messenger RNA, 5565 nt
Organism: Eriocheir sinensis (Chinese mitten crab)
Lineage: Eukaryota; Metazoa; Arthropoda; Malacostraca; Decapoda; Varunidae
Product: ras-related protein Rab-1A
Exons: 7
Coding region: 145-759 (204 amino acids)
Molecular function (GO): GTPase activity; GTP binding
Source: RefSeq, a predicted model, not a curated record
GCAUGACGUCACACCGCAGCAAACGCCACAGCUCGGCCAUCUUGUGACGCGAGGGGAGGGUCUGUCCGCCUUGCCUCAGCUCCCACUACGCUAUAAGACCCUCGUGCGUGACAUAUUAUCUCCCAGGAAGUCCCCACACAGAAGAUGUCCACGAUGAAUCCCGAAUAUGACUACCUCUUCAAACUCCUACUCAUUGGGGACAGUGGUGUUGGAAAGUCCUGUCUUCUCUUGCGAUUUGCUGAUGACACGUAUACAGAAUCUUAUAUAAGUACCAUAGGCGUUGACUUUAAAAUUCGUACUAUUGAGUUAGACGGUAAGACAAUCAAGCUGCAGAUCUGGGACACGGCCGGGCAGGAGCGCUUCCGCACCAUCACCUCCUCCUACUACAGGGGAGCCCACGGCAUUAUUGUGGUCUAUGACACCACUGACCAGGAAUCCUUCAAUAAUGUGAAGCAAUGGCUGCAGGAGAUUGACAGAUAUGCCUGUGAGAAUGUGAACAAGCUUCUGGUGGGCAACAAAUGUGAUCUUACCCACAAGAAGGUCGUGGACUACCAGACUGCCAAGGAGUAUGCAGACUCUCUGGGUAUCCCCUUCCUAGAGACGUCUGCCAAGAAUGCCACCAACGUUGAACAGGCCUUCAUGACGAUGGCUGCCGAGAUCAAGAACCGCAUGGGACCACCCUCAGCUCCUGGCUCAGCGGGUGUUAAAAUCAACCCCAGUGUCCCUGUAGAGCCCCAACCUGGUGGCGGGUGCUGCUGAACACAAACUUAGGUUAGCACCAAAGCUCGGCAGAUCCAGGACACUAGGACACCUACAGAGGGCUUGGUGCUACUGCCCCCCAGCAGCAGGACUCCAGUGUUACCCUCGAGGCAAUAAUAAGCUGCUAACAACAUCAGCUGCAGCUUAAUUUGGGUUCUAGUUUCCUGGAUCACAACUUCCUGGUGACCAGUUUGCACCAGGUAGUUAGUGAGUGAUGUCAAUUUGUGUUAUGCCAGAGUACUUGAACACCAAAGGGCAGGAGUCCAUCCGUCCGGCCUCUGAUGGUGAAGUGAGAUAAACGGUGAGCCAUAACCUUUCAAUUUAUUGUUUAAUCUGUGUAAGAUGGUAAAUAACAAUACACUGGCAACUUUUCCUAAAGACUCUGAAAGUUGUGAAAUUUUCUCAUCAUUAAUGCUGGAAGGUGAAGACAUGCUGAGGGACAUUGGGUAUCUUGUGAUAAUUCUUUGAGGAUUUCUUCUUAUAUGGUAUGAAUUGCUUCAUUAGUUUGUACCCAUGAUGCAAACAGCAAACCUCCUCUAAACAUUGCUAGUGGUCUGGGAGUGGAAGCAGGUGGAAAGCUAAUACUAGUGAUUUUUUUAUUUAUUUAAUUAAUUAGGGAUAUUUUGUUAGAAGCGAAGAAGCUUGCAGUGCCAGCAACCAGCUUCCUAAGUGCUCAGACAUUUUGUUUGAGUAUAUAUAUAUAUAUAUAUAUAUAUAUAUAUAUAUAUAUAUAUAUAUAUAUAUAUAUAUAUAUAUAUAUAUAUAUAUAUAUAUAUAUAUAUAUAUAUAUAUAUAUAUAUAUAUAUAUAUAUUUAAAAGUUUGUAACUCCUUUACUUUCUUGCAGUUAUUAUCAUAUUCUGAUCAGUAAAUGACAAGAAAUAUGAAAACUAUAGAUAAAUGAAGAUUAUUAGUCUUGCUACUGUAUUAAGUUACUGAAAUUUUGUGGUUGUCCAUUUUAAUAUAAAAUAGUGUAAUAUAUAUAUAUAUAUAUAUAUAUAUAUAUAUAUAUAUAUAUAUAUAUAUAUAUAUAUAUAUAUAUAUAUAUAUAUAUAUAUAUAUAUAUAUAUAUAUAUAUAUAUAUAUAUAUUUGUACACACACACACACACACACACACACACACACACACACUGUUCCCACUUUGUUAUAACAAGGGCUUUCCAAUAAGCAUGGUAGGUUAUUUACAGCACCUGAUUUAUAUAUGAAAAUAAUUGUACUGAUUCAAGCACAGUGGUACUCAUUCUAAACCGCCUUGUUAUUCUUUUGUAAUUUUCUGUUCAACUAAUGUGCAUACUGUCCUUGUUGCCCAGUUUGAAGGCUGAAGAAAGCAUUUGGCUGAAAUGAUUGAAGUUUAUACAAAGGUGUACGUACUGAUGUUUGUGUGAGAGGAAGGAAGGGCGCUGAAGCCACGACACUAGGGCUGUGUACACAUUACCUGGACCAUACGCUAAAAGGAUGUCCAUUCCAUCUCUUUUCUAUUGAUCAAAUCUUAAGCCUUGUACAUGGAUGAAUGUUUCACAGUAAACUCUAAAGACAAAAGAUUGUUUGAGACUCUGCUCCCCCUGAAAAGAGAAAAUCAGUAAGGGCCUUGAUCCAAGCUCAAGAAAGCUGUAAUGUUCAAUUUGACUUUUUAGUGCAAUGAAUUUAUUAGAACUUGUACAAUGCAACUGGUUGUAAAAGACCAGAGUGUAUAUUUUUUCUCAGAAUAAUAAUGUUACAAGUCAUUUGUGUUGGAGUGUAUUUGUUUAAUAUUGAUAUGUAAUCCAGUAUACUGUGUUGAUGUCAUUAACCCCUAACCUCUCAGUAACUUAUUUGUAGGUGUGGCUCUGGGUGGCAGACUUACAGUGUAUAAUGACCCAUCACACCUUCAAUGCUCAGUGAUCCCCGGGGAAUUCAGUUACUAAUCUAAGUAUAACAUUCAGAGUAAGUGUAUCCAUUCCAUUCAUAGUUGCUUGCCCAGCUUCACCUCUCCACCUACACACAGAUAAAUGGAUCAUUGUGAAAGUAGGGUAGAGAAGAAACUGCAAGCAGUGAUGAUAAAGAGGGAGACUGUUGCUUUGCUUGCAUACUCAUCUGCAGCCAUAGCCAUGCAGCAGUUGAGGGAAGAACCAGUGUUUUUGGUAUUUUAUUGGGGUCUUGAAUUGGUUGGCUGAUGUACACACAAAAGUGGAUGGAGGCAACUUUUGUGAACAGGUUUGGGUUAACACAUUGACCACCGGUCACUGCUUAGAGGUUAGGUGUUAAUAGACUUAUUAUUUUACUAGAUCAUCAAGAAUGUUCCCAGGUAAAACAAAUAAUUUACCAGCUGGGCUAAUGAAGAGUAAGUCAUUAAAAGUCUUUAGUGGAGGCAUUGUCCACGUAAAUAUUCACCCCUGAAGGACAUUUAUGGAUUCAUAAAUCGGUUACUAAAUCAAGGCAUUCAUAAAAUAAUUCUGCUCAAAGAAAUAAUGUAAUGUCAUUAUUUAAGGACAUUCUUGGAUUAUUCUCUUGACACCAUGUUGGAUGUAGUAGCCUUAGGACUAAACUCUUCAAGAGAUUUGGAAAGGUGAAGACUGUAUUUACCCACUUAUGGUUUUUAAAGAGUACAGAGGGAUUAGCAAAAGUGAUACUGAGCAAGCACUUUACACCAAUAAAGCAGGUCAGAACCUGUAGCAAUGGGUCAAAGUAAGUUCAUUGAAAUUAAGGAGGAAGGCAAGAAUUAGUUCACAAAUUUAUUACGGGAUGAGUGGAAGGAGCAAACGAAAGUUGAAUCUAUGUGUUUAAGCAAAUGCAGAAAAAAAAUAAAGGUGAUAAUAAAUUAAUGGUUUUCUAGAACUAUUCUUCAUAGGCUGAUUGGUCUCCUACAGACAGUUUUUUUAUGUGAUAAAUUUAAUACCCCCAAAAUUGUUAUAACUAAGAAGUCAAAGUUGAAUGGUCCACAAGAAAGCUUAAGUGCCUGCUUCAGUAGGUGCUCUGCUGUACAGUCAGUGUGUGGGGCACUCAAUGAUGAUUACAGUGAGGGAAAUAUUGCUUGUUAUAAAUAUCACCCAGUUUUCUCCACGCAAAAAUGCAACCUAGCCGUUAAAUUUCUCAUGAAAGUCAUCGUAACCCUGAUACAGAAUAGAAUUAUCACCAGCUUAUCAUGAGAGGAUGAGGCAGGACCAAAAAUGUCCACCACCAUGAAAAAAAGAAAAAACAAUCAUCACCAUGACUUGUCAUGAUGAAACGAAUGCAUAUCACCAUCUAGAUUUUUCCCUGAGAUGAGGGGGUAAAGAAUACAAGUAUGUAUUCUGCUGUAUUCUCAGGUGUGCGAAAGGGGCACAGUUGCUAUGCUUCCGGAGGAUGAAGUUCCUGGCAUGGGAAAAGUGUCAGUCAUCCUAUGGUCCUUUUUUCUACUAGGCCACUGCAAGAAGCAAGAUCAGUGAUGAUCGGCAAAGACCAACCCUUUAGAUUGAUCACACACCAAGAAAUGUUUAAUCUGAUUGGUCUUUUGUCUUGCAGUGAUGAGUAAACUGAAAUUGACUAAUGAAGUCCAUCAGUCAGUCAGGUGCAGCAGUGAAGCUCCCUAAUACAAACCACUUACUAAUUGUAAAGAUGCAUUUUAUGGAAUGAUACACAGGACUAAGAAUAAGUAUUCAAAGAUGCAUAUAUCAGUUGUAUGUGAGUGUGUAUGUUUGUGUGUCAGUCACUGGUUUGUUUCAGUUAUCAGUAAAUACAUAAAUGUCAUUCAUGUAAUUUUUGUAAGCAUAAGGAAGUCUUUUAACAAGAUAGUGAGGAUUAGUAUAAUGUAAUACAGAAGGUUUUCACAUUUUCUUUUCAUGGAAAAGCUCAGGCAAUCAAAAUUAAUUCUCACUGACUCUUAUUUGAUAUAUCAGAAGGCUGAGCAGAAGUCCAUGUAGAGUUUUGAUUAUAUACUAAAACAAUUGAAAUAUGUUAUUCUUCCAGGUAAUGUAUUUUAUUACAGUCAGUAACUUUAGUGGUCAUUUUAAACUAUGCAUUUUUAUGAAGUCGCAGAGAUCUUUGGAGUGUGUUUGAAGUAACAUGUAAAUACAUAAGUAUUUGGACUUUAUGUAUGCUUGUUGCACCAUAAACGUUAAUGUGUGUACAGAAUAUAUCUACAGCAAGAGUGAGUGAAAACUUGAAUACUAUGUUUAGGGCUUCAGAACUGUACAGUUUUAUUAAUUUAUAGGAACUGUUAAAGACACUAUCCUAAUGUAAGGGAGAGAUUAAUGAUGCUGAAUAGGUUUAUUAGUUUCAUAUGCAUAUAUGAAUACUGAAUAGUUGUAAUACUUUCAUAUAUAGACAUCAGCUUGUCAUUAUGUAUCAUCAUGCCUGCCUCUCACUUACGAUAUAACUCCUCUUUGGUAGAACUCUAACACUGGUGAAGUGAAAUUUAAGUAGAUUGCACUUUUCUUCAGGGUGCUUAACCUCUAGAAUUACAAGACUUGAGAAUCAAGAAUAAUGUCUAUAAUCCCCUUCAUGAUGUAAAAAAUAAGUAAAAGGGAUUUGCCACUAUGCUACAAGAAGUCAAGGUUGGAGACUAGGCCCUGUCAGCUGUUUUGUGCCUAGAUCACCAUUCUGGAUGCAUAUGUUAGAGAUUUUCUCAGUACCCUUCCCGGUCUCUGUGGGAUACAGGAUCAGUGAUAAAUAUGAUACUUGAAAACUUUCAUUAUUUUAUCAAGGAUGAAGACAAGAGGGAGAUACAAAGGCAUUUUGCAAGAUGGUUUGUUGUUAUGUAAUAAAAGAUCAAGCCAGACCAACAUAAUUUAUUAGAUCUUAAGUCACCUUGAUUCGUGUUGUGUGAUUUAUUAAAAAAAGUGCACUUUGA